AAGAGGUCGAGUGAUGGGCCGAGGAGGGCAAGCAGGCAUGGCGACGCUGGUGGCCGGCUCUUACGAGAAGUUUAUUUGGGGGUUCGCCUUCAAGCCGGAAACCCUAACCCUAAAACCCCUCUUCUCCUACCCCUCCCACAUCGGCCCCAUCAAGGCCGUCGCGACCGCCGGCACCGUCGCCGCGUCCGGCGGCUCCGACGACGCCAUCAAGCUCUACGACCUCGCCGCCGCCGCCGAGGUCGGCACCCUCCUCGAUCACAGCGGCGCCGUCACCGCCCUCGCUUUCUACGCCCCGGCCUCCUCCCCCGGCGGCCUCCCCCGCAACCUCCUCUCCGCCUCCGACGAUGGCGCCGUUUGCAUCUACGACGCCGACCCCUUCGUCCACCUUAAGACCGUCCCCACACAUCGCAAGGGCAUCGCCGAUCUCGCCGUCCACCCCACCGGCCGCGCCGCGCUCACGGUCGGCCGCGACGCCUGCCUCGCGCUGAUCAACCUUGUCAGGGGCAGGCGGAGCUUCUCGUGCCGGCUCGACCGCGAGGCCUCCAUCGUGAGGUAUGGGUGCGGAGACGGGGCGAGGUUCUUUAUGGUGGCAGACGAGAGGAUUACGGUGCAUGAUUCCGAGGAUGCGAGGUUGAUUCAGGAGAUGGACGGGCAGAAGAGGGUCCUUUGCGUAGCUCCUUCUGAGAAUGGAGUUUUGUUUACUGGUGGAGAGGACCGCAGCAUCACUGCCUGGGAUACAACAUCCGGGAAAGUUGCAUAUAGCAUCGAGGAUGCACAUUCAACACGUGUAAAAGGACUUGUUACUUUCAAGAAUGGAAAUGAUGCAGAAAGUUCUGAAGCAUCCAAUUUUAUUGUUUCUGCCUCAUCUGAUGGUGUCGUACGAGUAUGGGAUGCCCGCAUGACUGCCAAAGAGAAACCAAAUCCAUUGGCUGAGACUAACACAAAAUCCAGACUAACUUGUCUGGCUGGAUCAUUUAGAAAAUGACUGUUGACUCUGGACUGGUACUCUGGGGAAUUGAAACUUUGAUCCACUUUUCUUGCUUCCGGUUAGGGUUAGGUACAACAUUUUUUAUAUCGAGACUCUACAGGCGAAAAAUUUUCUCCUAGAAACAAUCAUUAUUUGAUACACUAGGCAAUGAGUGGCAAAGGAGGUCUGCUGAGUUGUGCUGUCUAAAAUGAAUUAUUUAACCUACUUUGCUUAUAGCAUUUAUGUUAAAGUCAAUGAAGUACUUAUUUAUUUGCAUCUGACAAUGAU
Messenger RNA from Musa acuminata subsp. malaccensis (wild Malaysian banana), 1255 nucleotides. RefSeq lists its product as uncharacterized. The record is from RefSeq and is a predicted model, not a curated record. NCBI's taxonomy places the organism in Eukaryota, Viridiplantae, Streptophyta, Magnoliopsida, Zingiberales, Musaceae. Gene Ontology annotation, molecular function: protein binding.